Messenger RNA from Drosophila ficusphila, 1334 nucleotides. RefSeq lists its product as uncharacterized. The record is from RefSeq and is a predicted model, not a curated record. The transcript has 2 exons. Gene Ontology annotation, cellular component: cytosol. NCBI's taxonomy places the organism in Eukaryota, Metazoa, Arthropoda, Insecta, Diptera, Drosophilidae. The coding region runs from base 124 to 1224 and encodes 366 amino acids. Gene Ontology annotation, biological process: neurogenesis. Gene Ontology annotation, molecular function: protein binding.
AUAGCAGUACACUUCAUUCAUUCAGUAAGUAAAAAUUUUUUUGGCUUCUCGAAAGGAAUACUUCUUCACACCAAAUUUUCUCGUUCAAAAAUUUGAGGGGUUUUUUGGAUUCGCUUGGUUAAGAUGAGUACCUGGUCCAUUCGUACAUCCCUUCGUACCAGGUUGCGGGAUUCCCUCGCCGAGCUUGGCCUUUCGAAUCGCCACUCGGACUGCAGUUUUGUGAUCGAACUCGAAGGCGGUAAAAGCAAAUCCUUUCCGUGCCACAAACUGAUCUUCAGCUGCGCCUCGGAUGUUUUCGAUCGAAUGCUCUACGGCGAAUAUAAUGAGUCGACCAGCGGUAUGGUAAAACUAAGCGAUGUUGAUCCCAAUAUUUUCGAAAAGUUCCGGGACUACGUGUAUGGCUACGACUGUGAGAAGCUGCCGAAAUAUGACUUUGAUACGAUAAUCCGACUCUGCGAGUUUGCCAACAAGUAUCUGGUUCUGUCCCUCGAGGAGGAUUGCAUUAGGGAGUUGAUGGUGCGCAAGGACACUUUCGAUUUGGGGGAGUUACUUCGACUAUUUCAGUGUGCCCAUCGGGUGAAUCGAAAAUCGCUGAUUGAUACAAUGUCCUGGGACCUCAAGACUACUUUCAAACGAUCCUUGGAUCACACGGGCAUUUACGAGUUCAAUUGGGACGUCUUCAAGCACUACAUCGAAGUUAUUGAGGGGAAAAUAUCCGAGGCGGAGCGUUUUCGCCUGCUCGAAAUGUAUCUUAAAUAUAAUGGCUUCGAUAUCGCCGAUUUUGUAACUCAGGUGGAGAAAGCAGAAAGUACUGAAACCGAAAUUGAUGUUCCAUCAACCAGUUGUCCGCCAGUCGAAUGCAGUUCCAGCAACCCAAGCAAGGAGGCCAUACAGCCAAGAUACGUAACUGAUCUGAUCAAAUUGAUUGACUUCAGUAAGUUCUCGGCCAAAGAGUUCUACGAUGGUCCCGGCAAGUCCACUUUUCUCAGCCUGGCCGAGAAGUACGAGUACAUGUAUCAGAUCGCGAAGAACUCGCUUCUCUCGAAGAGUUCAUCCGCUGCGGAGCAACUUCUCUCUGAAUCCCGACGAGUGAUCACUCUGGGUGGAACUCUGGUUCGCGAGGACCCAACAAGUGCUUCGCUCUCCUCGCCAUUCAGCCCUCGACCUGUUCGUCGCUUCCGCACCUUCACGUCCAAUAGCGAUGGUUUUGGACCUGAGAUAUAGUGAUAUCACAAAUAAAUGGGCAUUGAGAUGUUAUUUUCCUUUUCAGGAUAUGUAAAUUAUGUAUAUGUAAGGGAAAUAAAUUAAAAAAUACUCAAUACAAGUUAAAAUAA